AGGUGGAGGAGGAGACUUAUAUUGAUAUGGGGGUGGAGGAGAGGGUGAUGGAGGCGGUGGAGAUUUAUAAAAUAUGGAGGAGGAGGAGAUGGGGAAGGCGGAGGUGGAGAUUGGUAAUAGUAUGGUGGAGGAGGGGAUGGAGUUGGCGGGGGAGGUGAUUUGUAGUAGUAUGGUGGUGGAGGUGAAGGAGAUGGGGGAGGGGGGGACUUAUAAUAAUAAGGAGGUGGAGGAGAGGGUGAUGGUGGUGGUGGAGAUUUAUAAUAGUAUGGUGGUGGAGGAGAAUGUGCUGGCGGGGGAGGUGAUUUAUAGUAAUAUGGAGGUGGAAGUGAAGGGGAUGGGGGAGGAGGAGACUUAUAAUGAUAUGGAGGUGGAGGAGAAGGUGAUGGUGGUGGGGGAGACUUAUGAUUAUAUGGUGGAGGAGGAGAUGGGGAUGGUGGGGGUGGUGAUUUAUAGUAGUAAGGGGGAGGUGGGGAGGGAGAUGGAGGAGGAGGGGAUUUAUAAUAAUAAGGAGGAGGUGGAGAGGGUGCUGGUGGCGGUGGUGACUUAUAGUGGUAUGGUGGAGGAGGAGACAAAGAUGGUGGAGGCGGUGAUUUAUAGUAGUAUGGCGGGGGUGGGGAAGGAGAUGGAGGGGGAGGAGACUUAUAAUAAUAAGGAGGUGGAGGAGAUGGUGACGGUGGUGGUGGUGAUUUAUAAUAGUAUGGAGGAGGCGGUGAUGGUGAUGGAGGAGGUGGGGACUUAUAGUGAUAAGGAGGUGGAGGAUAAGGAGACGGUGGUGGUGGUGAUUUGUAGUGGUAUGGAGGUGGGGGUGAAGGGGAUGGUGGGGGAGGAGAUUUAUAGUGAUAUGGAGGUGGAGGAGAAGGUGAUGGUGGUGGCGGUGAUUUAUAGUGGUAUGGAGGAGGUGGAGAAGGAGAUGGUGGUGGUGGAGAUUUGUAAUGGUAUGGUGGGGGCGGAGAUGGUGAAGGUGGUGGUGGUGAUUUAUAGUGGUAUGGAGGAGGUGGAGAAGGAGAUGGUGGUGGUGGAGAUUUGUAAUGGUAUGGUGGAGGGGGAGAUGGUGAAGGUGGUGAUGGUGAUUUAUAAUGGUAUGGAGGAGGUGUGGAAGGAGAUGGUGGUGGUGGGGAUUUGUAGUAAUAUGGUGGAGGAGGCGAUGAAGAUGGCGGAGGUGGAGACUUAUAGUAAUAGGGAGGCGAAAUAGAUUUUGUUGGUGGUGGCGGGGAUGUAUAGAUAUAUGGUGUAGAAUCUGCAUUAACCACUAUACCUAUCAAGCACACCAC
Molecule: messenger RNA, 1271 nt
Organism: Phalaenopsis equestris
Lineage: Eukaryota; Viridiplantae; Streptophyta; Magnoliopsida; Asparagales; Orchidaceae
Exons: 2
Coding region: 74-1192 (372 amino acids)
Source: RefSeq, a predicted model, not a curated record